GUACUACCAUAGACAACGUCCAAUUCUUUAAACCUAUAGUUAAGAGUAGCAUUGAUCUCACUGCUGUUACGGAGCUUAUAUCAAUCAAUGAACAAAAAGAUAAAAUUGACAGCUUAUUAGAAUCACAAUAUGGUUCGUCUCAUUCCGAAAAUGAGAAGGAAUCUAAUGAAAACGGUGGAAAUGAUGAGAAUAAUGAUGAUGGUGGGAAUGGAAGCGUAACUGAUAACUCUGAAAAUAUUAUAGUUACAUCAAGUUGCCGAGCUGUAAGUAAAGAAAACCAAGAGAUUUUUCAAGAUUUUGUCAUUGUUGUUUCUAUCUGUGCAAAUGUUACCCCCGUUGACAAUAAAAAUUAUUCGAAAGUUUUAAAAUUUUCUGUUGAUAUACAAAAAUGUGCAACUGGGUCUAUGCUUAGUGAAAAAUCAUCGCUUCACAAGAAUGAUUUUGGCUAUUUUCUCGAUUCCGUUGUUAUUAAAGUUUCAACAAUUCGCGAAACAAGCAAAGGAAUCAACAGACAAGUCAGUGGAACAAGAAUCAAGGUGACAGGUGCUUAUAAUAAAAAGAAUGCACAUAAUAUAGAUAAUCAAGUCAGUGGAACAGGAAUCCAGGUGACAGAUGAUUAUAAUACAAAGAAUGCACUUAAUACAGAUGGACAAGUCAGUGGAACAGGAAUCAAGGUGACAGAUGAUUAUAAUACAAAGAAUGCACUUAAUACAGAUGAACAAGUCAGUGGAACAGGAAUCCAGGUGACAGAUGAUAAUAAUACAAAGAAUGCACUUAAUACAGAUGAACAAGUCAGUGGAACAGGAAUCCAGGUGACGGAUGAUUAUAAUACAAAGAAUGCACUUAAUACAGAUAGACAAGUCAGUGGAACAGGAAUCCAGGUGGCAGCUCAUAUAUUGAAAAUAUCCUUUGAUAAUAUUGAUAAUUUUGAAAGAUAUUAUGCAAAACUUGAUAAAAUAUACUAUGAACAAAAUGAUCUAAUUUAUGAUUUAAAAAGUAAAGACUUUCAUAAAGAAGACACACAAAAAUAUGCAGGCAUAAAUGAUUUUACG
This is a messenger RNA of Racocetra fulgida, 1052 nucleotides long. The record is from the annotation of a GenBank genome assembly. NCBI's taxonomy places the organism in Eukaryota, Fungi, Glomeromycota, Glomeromycetes, Diversisporales, Gigasporaceae.